Asparagus officinalis (garden asparagus) is the source of this 2078-nucleotide messenger RNA. RefSeq names its product transmembrane protein 87A. Lineage: Eukaryota; Viridiplantae; Streptophyta; Magnoliopsida; Asparagales; Asparagaceae. Gene Ontology annotation, cellular component: membrane; Golgi apparatus. The transcript is spliced from 5 exons. The record is from RefSeq and is a predicted model, not a curated record. The coding region runs from base 153 to 1724 and encodes 523 amino acids. Gene Ontology annotation, biological process: transport.
UUAAUUACCUCAUAAAAUAAAAUAAAAAGUCUCCUCCUGCAGUCUCUCUCUCUCUCACUAGGCAACUGCAAGAUCCAGCUCCAACUCACUCUCUAUCAACAGAUUCUAGAGAGAGAAACUAGAGAGAGAGCGAGAGCUCUCCAAGAUCUCUAAUGGCGUCGAUCGAUCCUCACCUCCUCCGCCUAUCGUUCGCCUUCUUCCUCCUCCUCCUCCUCCUCUCAGUCAACGGUUCAGUUCACGAGUACACCGGCCAAAAGUUCUCGGCGAUCGGCAAUGCCUUUGUCCUUCACGGCGGCAGCGAGGGGAUCUACGCCUCCGCCCCCAACCCUAACGCGUCCUCCGUCGCCGGAAACGGCGAUUCCUUCAUUCGAUUUGAAAAGAUUACUUUCAGAAGACCAGAACAAGCUGCUGAGGCCUCUAAAACCACCGACUCCACAAAGGUGCAAGCCAUUAUUUUUGAAGUAGAGGACAGAGAAACACUUGGAGGUUCAGCUUAUGGUGGUCAGAAAGCUAUUUGUUGCACUCCUGAUCUUGCAAAAUUAGGCGUUUGUACUGAAGGUACACUCAUUUACCGGCCUUCCACUCAGAACAUGGACUGGCCUCAAUUGUUUUCUGCUUCCUUCGAAGGGAAAGACCUUACUGCAACCCUACCCUCCAAAACAAUACCAAUUACAAAAACUGGGAUGUAUAACCUGUAUUUCAUGUAUUGUGACCCACAACUAAAUGGCUUGGUUGUUGAAGGGAAAACCAUCUGGAAGAACCCUACUGGAUACCUGCCAGGUAGAAUGGCCCCUCUGAUGAAUUUCUAUGGAUUCAUGUCUCUUGCAUUUGUUAUACUUGCAGUCUUUUGGUUCUCUCAGUAUGCGAAGUUUUGGAGAGAGGUACUUCCCUUGCAGAACUGUGUCACACUUGUCAUUGCAUUGGGCAUGUUUGAGAUGACAUUAUGGUAUUUUGAGUAUGUUGAGUUCAAUAAAACUGGGAUCCGUCCUAGGGGUAUCACCUUUUGGGCAGUAACGUUUGGUACAAUUAAAAGAACAGUAGCACGUGUUGUCAUGCUCAUGGUUUCAAUGGGGUUUGGCGUUGUAAGGCCUACACUAGGUGGUCUUACUUCUAAGGUGAUGAUGCUUGGGGGCACAUUUUUUCUAGCAUCUGAGGUUCUUGAGUUGGUAGAGAAUGUUGGGGCUGUAAGUGAUCUAUCUGGAAAGGCAAGAUUGUUUUUGGUUCUCCCCGUGGCACUCUUGGAUGCAUUCUUCAUUCUUUGGAUAUUUACUUCCCUGUCUAAAACAUUGGACAAACUCCAGGCAAGAAGGUUGAUGGCCAAGCUAGACGUAUACAGGAAAUUCACGAAUGCAUUGGGUGUGGCUGUUAUUGUAUCUGUUGGUUGGAUUGGCUAUGAGCUCUAUUUCAAGUCAACUGAUGAGUACAAUGAGGGGUGGCAGAGUGCCUGGAUAAUUCCAGCACAAUGGCAGGUCCUCUCCUUUUCCCUUCUCUGUGUGAUCUGUGCUCUUUGGGCACCCUCUCAGAACUCAAUGAGAUAUGCUUACUCUGGUGAUGGGACCGAAGAUUUUGACCGAGAAGAGACUAGCCUUUCAUUGAUAAAGCCUGGACCAAUUCCUUCCAAGGACAAUCGAAGUUCUUCUCACUCAUCGGAUGCUAAAGCAUCGAUGAGCUCAGCGUCAGCUGACUCCCUCAAUGGAGACGUUGAAGAAGACAAAAGGGAGUAAAUGAUGCAUUUGAGGAAUCCGAGUCUUGAGAAAUCUAAGACACAAAUCGUUGGGAUAGGAUAUCUUUCACAGAAGUUACACAUUGUGUUGAUCAUUUAGUUGUGUGGUCUUUAUUUUUCCCUUCCUUGUAGGCUUUUUCCCCUCUUAACCCCGUCAUUGUAUCCCAUGUUCUUUGUUAUAGAACUGUAACUUUUUUGUUACUGCGUCAGAUGCUAGAGUUCGUGAAUGUAUUACAAGUUUUGUUUUUUGUGUCGUCCCAGUAGUAUGUUUGUUAGUUGCUACAGUUUUGACGGAAAAAGAAACAUGAGGUGCUUAGAGAAUUUGUAAUAUCUUUCUCAGGCGAAGACUUCUAAA